CGCGGUCGUCCGCUACCUUUUGAAUUGUUUCUUGUCGUUCUUUUUAACAAGUUUGAAAUCCCGCAACUCUCCGUGACAACGCGACUCGCGCUAUUUCAGGUGUUUGUGUAAAAAAUAAACGGGAAAAGGAGAACAUAUUUCGACGAAUCGGAAAAAAUUUAUUUCGUUUAGAGUAGUGAAAAUUUUUGCCUAAUGAUGACGGAAACAGUGGUCAAUGUGCAAGAAGCACCCAAUAACAACGCAACUAAACCGCAACCUGGCGGUGGAGCUCCAAGGCAAGGGACAAACGAAUCGCCCGUGGGUUGGAUAAAAAUUAAUAUCGAAUAUUUCAAAACUACCCCUGGAAUUUUGAAAUUAGUUGAAUUCAUAUUUGGUAUUCUAUGUAUGGCUUUAGCAUCACCAGCUUAUUACAGUGGUACACAUUUUUUCCUGUUCGUUGCUACAACCAGUUUUAUUUUCACAAUUCUAUGGAUUUUCAUAUACCUAUUAGGAAUUAGAGAAGCAUUGAAACUACCAAUCAAUUGGAUUCUGUCAGAAUUGGUUAACACGGGUUUCUGGGCGAUAUUGUACAUCGUUGCUUUCAUCGUUCAGUUAAUUAUAGCAUCAGGAACACACCCUAUUUUAUACUUUAGAGAUGCCUAUAUAGCAGCUGGGGUUUUUGGACUGUUCAACGCCAUAGUUUACUGCUUCGCUACAUAUCUUCUCUACGUAGAAAUGAAACGAAAUCAAACAACGAAUUAAUUGUUGCAUUAUUUUUGUUGAAUGGUCAAAAAUUUAUCUUUAAGACAAUUUGUACUGUUUUAGAUUAAGCCACUGAGUACCUUAGUUAUGAAUCAAUUCACAUAAAUUAUAAAUUUAAAAAUAAGGUUCCAAUAUAGAAUAAAACUUUAUAACCGAAUAUCAAUAUCGAGUUUUGAAAAAAACGUAUACAUAUUUUUCCGGUGCUUGGUUUCUGAAUUAUAGGCAUGUUUGUUAAAGUGAAAAAUUAGGGACGGUCUUAUUUAAACAAUAUGAUGUUACAAUUUAUUUAUUUAAAACAGUUUCUAAUUGUAAUGUCUUCAGUGUUGUCCCAAUUUAUAUUUUUCGAUUCACUGUAAAUAUUACGGUGUAGUUAUUUGUUACAUUAGUUGCUUUACAAUUUAUUAAGCACUUUAUGCUCGAAGUCCAUGGGUUCGACGCUCAUGAGCUUGGUACACAAGAAUCAAUUGGAACAAACACCGUGGAAGCACUUUUUUGAACUAUACUUUUCAGUAUAUAUACCUUCUUAAUUAAGUUUAAACAAACACAAUUAUAAAUCUAAAAAAAUCGAGUUUGAAAUUUUACACUCAUAAGCCCAAACAUUUUUCUGGUGUUUAAGGAGCAAAGGGAAAACGCAACUGUGCAUAAUUCUAAAAAACGAUAAUUUGGUACAUAUGCGUUUCAUGUAGUGCGCACCCAUGUGCCCGAUUGGAUGCUCAAUGCUCUGUAAUUGCAAAGCAACUACUGAUUCAUUUUGGAUUCAUUAUACAUUGUAGAAGAGCCGAAUUGAAGAAAAUACUCGUUUCGUUUAUUCUACGUAAUUAUUUUUUAAAUGUGAAGUAAGGACUUGUGAUAUAUCUAUUGAACGGUAUCUUUAUCUGUUUAAAAAUGUUAUCGUUCCUAAAUUUAUUGCAAAAAUUAACAAAUUAAAGUGAAUAAAACGAAUAAUAUCUUCUAUGUAUUUGGCUUUGUAAUAAUAUUAUUUAAGAAAUUGUAACAAUUAACUACUAUUUUUUAAUUAAUUCCAUUAAGAAUUUGAGGAGUGAAAAUACUCAGUCACACACGACUCGAUUGAAUUGAAUUGAAUAUUUGAAGUGAGUUACUCGAGAAUGAUCCACGCGUCAAAAACUCAUUUUUAACUAAAAAGUACUAUUGAAGGAGGUACAAAGAACAUCGGUUUGUCAUUCUCUUUCUCACUUUACUCAAUUCUAAUUGGUGUUAUAUGCAAUGAAUUAAUAUUAAACAUCCAAUUAGACUAGAUUGAAGAGAGAUAGAGAGUAGUACAUCGAUGUUAUUUUUCUCUCUAUAAGCAGUUGCACACCCUUGAUAAAAGUGAUAAAAACAAAUGUUCUUGUUAAAUGAACGAAGUUAUUCGUCUCCAGUAUUGUAUUGUCUAUAUCACAAUUGAACAAUAAUAUAAUAUUCCUUAUAUUUCUUCACAUUAUAAUGUCCGUGGCUGUAAUAUUUAUACUCGUUUAUCCUGUAUAUAUGUCAGUCUUAAAUAACUGCCAAAGAGUUCUCGGAAAUUAUCGUCUAUAUAGGUGGCUGUGACUUAAUCAUAGAGUUAAUAUUAAAGAUAGAAAGAGCGGCAUUUAAGUUAGUAUUUUACUAUUGGAAGGGCAUAGGUUUACCACUCUCUAUCUUCUUUUACUCCCUUCUGAUUGGUGUUUUAGACAUAUAAUUAAUAUUUAAUAUCCAAUCAGAAUAGAGUAGACAGAGUAGUGUAUCGAUGAUCUCUCUCUCUCUCUCCCUAUCAACAGUUUUAGUUUACUAGAACAAACUCCUAUAACUCGCUCUUAUCUUGAAUGUUGAUUCUAUGGAAUUAAUUCUAUAAUGAUCUGUACGUUGGGAAAGGAAACGGAUCCUGUUAGGAUACUGAACGAAGGAAUUGGUUCAAAAAGUUAUAUGAUAAGAUCACAGAUCUCCGAUAUUUAGAUGUCUCAUGACUGUGUUAUUUGUUCUGAAUAAUUUUACAUUGACAGGAGUGGGCGUUAGGUUAUUAAUGGCGAAUUUAAAUUUUGUUAAUGGCUUGUAAUUUAAAUGGAUUGAUCUACGUGUAAAUUGUCAAAUUUAUGUUGAAACGUUAUCUAAAGUUAUCUAAAAAUAUUAAAGUGAUUAUUUGCUCAAAUAUAAUAUAUAAAUCGGGCUUUGAUAAUAAAAUAUAGAGAAGUUUGUUGUAAAAUACGUGUACGCCUAUAAAGGGUCUACAAACGCAGAUAAUCAGCUCAUAGAUUCCGAAAAAGUCUUUGAUAACCUUAACAUAACAACUAAUAUCAUCAACUGUUUUUUAAAAAACAAAUUUCAAACAAAACGCUAUAAAACUUUCAGAAAAAUUGACAGUUACACAAAUAUAUAAUAUGUAAAUUAAGUUUACUUUUCGGUAGGUUUUUAUUUUGCCAUCAAAAUGAUAAAGAAUCAAAGAAUAGCAAACGCGACGCAGAGAAGGGGCAAGAUGAUAUUGUACACUGACUUUCGAAUAAAAAAAUUAAUACAAAAAUAAAAAUAGAUUAAGAAAUUUCAGAUUUUGUCACAAACAAUGAAAAUAAAAUAUUGUACGAUAUUGUCUCAUAUAGAAAAUUUUCGACGAAAGCUUUAAAGCGAGACCAAUAUAUAAAGUCUGAGGUUUCAAAAUUUUUAAACAAAACUGUAAAUCCAAAUAUAGUUCGUGGCCUCUUUUCGAGUAACUUACUCCAUAAAUACUUCAUAAAAAAAGUUAGAUUACUGGGUUCGGUUUAAUAUUAUCACAUUUGUAACUUAAUAUCACAAAUAUCCUACGUAAUGAUCAAGAGAGACAUAUUAUUAUAGUUUUUAAGGUACUUAGUAUAAUGAAAAAAACCAUGUGUGUAUACACAUUAGAAAUUAUACUUCUUUGGCUUAAAUAAGCGCAGAAAAAAAUCAAAAUUUCAUCUAGUGUUAUGAAAUAUGUAUUUAUUAAUAUUAGACUUGAUUAUUACAAUUAUUUUGUACAAACAUAUCUAUGGGUGAUAUAAAAAUAUAAUGUAAUGAGAAAUAACUUCAAGUCUAUGAACGUACUUAAAAAUUAUUGUCUUAUAGAAACACUUUUAUCACGAAUAUUCAUAAAAAUUUUCCUUCACCUUCUUGAGAUUCCGUCCACAUUGUUGUAGACUGAUAGUAACUUUUCUGUGCAGCCCAGAUUCAUUAGAAUAUUAUAUAAGUCGAUCCUAUAUUUCCCUUCCAUAAUAACUUUACCACGAAAAACUAAACUAAAGCCAAAGAAAAGUUGAAAGAUAAUAUAAAGCCUUACGCAGAUGGAAUCAAUUUUGGAUCAAGGCUUGUGACAACUAUUGACAACUAGAAGGACCCAGGCUCAAGGAAAUCAGUUCUAAAUUAGUAAUAGAAAUAUGGAAAUAAGAAAUGAUACAGAAAAAGAAUUCUUAUUCCCAUUCCAUGAGAGGUGACCCACCUGAAUGUGUCAACUACAAAAGAAACUUAUUUUAAGCUCACAAUUCUAAAUUAGAGGUUAAAACAAAAGAUAAGAAAAUACUUGAUUAAUUAUUUGGAUUUAGAAAAGGAUAAGUCAAUUAUGAACCAAUUUACAUUAUGACAUAAAUAAUUUAAGAAAAUACAAAUACAAUAUUGAUCAGAAUAUAUUAUUAAUAAACUUUAAACAGGAUUUUGAUAGUAUGAAUUAAUGAACAUAUUGGAGUCCCGAGGAAAAUGAAGAGGCUGAUCAAUGGAGCAAUCUGCAGAGAAAAGACAGAAGAAGAACCAGCAAAGGAAUUUGAAUAAGGCAAGGAGAUACAAGCACAACUCUUUUAUAAUAUUGCUGUAGAUGGAGAAUCAAGAAAAAACUAAAACAUUGUAUCUAGAAAUAUAGAAUAAAGUAAUACGAAAUAGAAACAAAUUUUGGGUAAGUUUCUUUUUCAAAAUAGAUAUCAAGAAAACUUCAGAAAUUGGAUCAGAGGAUAUAAUCAACUUUAUUCAAUACAAACCAUACCAGUAAAGCGCAAAGAUUAAAGGAAACACAAACAUAAACAGAUAUGAAGCAGCGAUUCGAUUAGUGGUAACCUAUGGUACGAAUCUAAUAUAAAAAAUUGAAAUGGAACACUGUCUAGUUAAAACAGAGAGACAAAGAAUAGAGAAGAUAUUGCCAAAUUCAUGAAAUUACACAGACUUGGAUGAUACGGACACAGUUACAGAAGAAAUGGAGAAGAUACACGGAGAAAAUAAAAUAGUAGAAACCAAUGGAAAUACUAAAAAUGAGAUGGGAAUAGUUAAUACGGAUUUGAAGAGUGUGAAUAUCAAGAAAACGAAUAAGAAAAUGAAAUACUGACAUUCUUAAAGAAAAACAGUAGAAAAAACUAGGUUAUAUUGCAAGAUGUGGACAAAAAACAAGAAGCUACAAAGAAUUAGAUUUUAUACCCCUCAGAAUCUGUGGUAUCUAUUUCUAGUACAUCCACAUUCUCAAGUAUCAAAUUUUUUGUCAAGCUCCUCUGUAAGUUUAGCAUUUGGAGUAACAUUCAUCAGCAGGAGUAGGUUAUUAAAUUUGGGUUUCGUGAUAGUCAAUCUAUCCAUAAAACAAUGCUACCGAACUGUCUAUUCUAGAUUUAUAAAUAUUUGAAUAAAUGCAUUGAGUAUGGUUAUUAGUUGACUAAUUUACCAACCAACUUUGUGGUGUUGCAUUUUGACAUAGCGGUGUCGGUAUGCAUCGUAAAAAUUUCUUACCCGAACCACGCCAGAAGAAGUAUAACUUCAAAAAUGUAUUGACUGUAUGAUUAACAGUCUAAAUCUUAUGAGUAUGUGUAAGAUUUUUGUAUGAUUUUGUAUGUUGUAGUAAUAUGUAUUUAUAUAGUCGUUUUUCACGCAUAUUCACUAUUUUUUGUUUAUUAUAAUGUUUUUGCUAUUAGCUUAUGUCUAAAAUUCACUUUUUUCAAUACUAAUGUUUAAGUUUUCAAAUUUUAUCACGAAUAACAUUGUACCUAAUACUACUGUAUAGUUUAUUUUUAAAAUAAAUAUUUGUUUUUAAUGUCUUUAA
Diorhabda sublineata is the source of this 5734-nucleotide messenger RNA. Its product is annotated as CKLF-like MARVEL transmembrane domain-containing protein 4. The record is from RefSeq and is a predicted model, not a curated record. The transcript is spliced from 4 exons. Gene Ontology annotation, cellular component: membrane. Lineage: Eukaryota; Metazoa; Arthropoda; Insecta; Coleoptera; Chrysomelidae. Bases 193 to 741 code for a protein of 182 amino acids.